Molecule: messenger RNA, 1147 nt
Organism: Aspergillus wentii DTO 134E9
Lineage: Eukaryota; Fungi; Ascomycota; Eurotiomycetes; Eurotiales; Aspergillaceae
Exons: 3
Coding region: 89-973 (294 amino acids)
Source: RefSeq, a predicted model, not a curated record
GCACGAUGUUCAGCGUGUCGUCUAGCACGUUUACCAACUCCUGUAGAGACACGCCCAUGUUCGGAUUGCAGCAUCCCUAUUCGUGCAAAUGGUCCAUACAUUCGCCGUGAGGUUUGUCGCCAUUCAGCACGUUUACAUCGUUCCCAAGCUUCCACCAACCUGGCGAUAUAUUAUUGUUGUGACUGCGGCAAUCUUUUCGCAAAUUCUACCCGCUAUGCUCGCUGUAUGCGCUGCCGUGCUGCAAGAUCAAGGAUCUCUCGAUCCGGAUAUGCGUAUGCUGAACAGCCUACAUAACAUAGUUACGCAGCGUCCAAGUUCAUCACACCAUUUAUCAACCACCAAUGACUUUCACCAUAUGCCAUCAUCUGCUCACCCAAACACCCCCACUAUUGCUUACAAAAUCCGCGGGAAUGCCACACUUAUCGAUAAUUGGACCGGUCCUUGUUACUUUACCGCCGCCUUUCCGACCCUUUUCCCUGCAGGCAUUGGGGGUCAUCUGGAUGAACGCGACACUCCUGUUUCCCUAUCAGCUUUUGCAGAAUGGGCAUUGCAUCACCAUAGCAGAAGGUUUGCCCGUCAUAGAACCUUUAUGUACGUGAUAUAUGACGUGCUGCAGUUGCGCAAGUCAUCUGUGAGUAACAAGAUGCUCAUUAAACGUCAGCAUUGGAAUGCUGCCACAGAUAAUAUUGCCUCAUUGACGCUAGGCCAACUGCAAGAUGCAGCAAAAGCCUUAUCAACUGGCCAAAGAGUCGACGACCCAGUCAUUCGACGGUUACAGCGGAAUUUGAUAACAAUCGGAACCCAUGCCCGGCUCUUUCGCCCAGAAGCUCCUUGGCAUUCUAGUGACCUAACAUUUGAUACUUGUAUACUCGUUGCUCUGGUCUGGUGUCGUGAAAUCAAUGCUGGAGACGCACUGUCCGUGAUUCUGGGUGUCUUUCUGAAUUCUGAUACUAGAGAUAGGUGCACUUGUUAGCCGAGAGUGAAACCUUUGCACUAUCUAUCUCAUCACGCACGCUGGUGGAUAAUGGACGAUGGUGACUAGGGGCAUGAUUUAGGUUUUGAGUAAUUGUUGCUGCUAGCGGCCAUCAAUAUCUACUUUUUGUGUAUCGUUGAAGGGAUGAAGACGGAUAACGAGCGUAACACUGAA